Perca fluviatilis (European perch) is the source of this 2669-nucleotide messenger RNA. RefSeq names its product carcinoembryonic antigen-related cell adhesion molecule 5. The record is from RefSeq and is a predicted model, not a curated record. The transcript has 12 exons. The coding region runs from base 93 to 1760 and encodes 555 amino acids. NCBI's taxonomy places the organism in Eukaryota, Metazoa, Chordata, Actinopteri, Perciformes, Percidae.
CCACCUUGUCUGGGUGUGUCCCUGUUAAAGUAGCAGGUACUGCCGCAUUUGCGUCUCUGUCGCUGCUGCUGGAGAGACUUGAACCGUCCGGGAUGGAUCUGUUCGACGUUAAGACGCUUCUGCUUCUGCUCUCUUUUAUUGGAUGCUGUGCGGGGCAGACUCAGAGCAUUCUGCCGGUCGGUCCGGUAGACGCCACUUUGGGGACAAAUGUGACUUUACAAACUACUCUGGUUGGCAAAGUGGACUAUCUCGUCAUAGUCUGGAAUUUCAAUGCGGUUAAUGUUGUUAAUGUUGCUACACUAACGGCAGGGGGGCUUAGAGUGGGCGCCCAGUACACGGGGAGAGCGGCCAUUAACAAUACCAACGGCUUCUUGUACCUGGGACCCGUGACGGCUGCGGACAGCGGGCACUACAGCAUCAGUUUAACAACACCGGACGGCACGACCUCAACGGGAGAGACGCAGCUCCGAGUUCUGGAGCCGGUGUCUGGUGUAACCAUCACGUCCAACAUACCCGAAGCCAUAGAGUCCAACAGCACCGUGGUUCUGAACUGCUCCGCCAAAGGCUCCUUCCUCAAGUUCACCUGGCUCAAUGGCAGCAGGCCCAUCGUGGACGGUAAUCGCUUCGCACUGAAACAGAUGGGACAGUCCAGUACUUUGACCAUCACAGAAGUUCUCAGGACGGACCUGGUUGGUCCCAUCUACUGCACAGCUGCUAACCAGCUGCAGAGCCAGACGAGCGCCCCCUUCAACCUCACCGUCUACUACGGACCCGAAGCAGUCACCAUUACUGCUUCGAACCUGAAUCUUUUCAUCGCGUCCAAUAUCAACUUCACCCUGUCCUGCUCAGCCACCUCCAGUCCGCCCGCCACCUUCACCUGGUACCACAACCAUCACAUGAUGGAGAACGUGGGUCCUUUCCUGACUCUGGAAGUCAUAAAAAAACACCGAUUCGGGAGUGAAAUGGGAGAAUACAAAUGCAAGGCCAACAACGCAAAGACCGGCCACGUCGUCCCUUCUCCUGGCAUUUCCUUCGCUGUGAUCGACCCAAUCAGGGGCCCGGGCGCUGUCCUCAUUGCCGGCAACAGCACUGCCAACCUCAGUUGCCAGGCGGCGAACGGCACCGUGACGGCCAUAACCUGGCACAAAGACGGCCAACGCCUGUCUGCCGGCGGCCGCCUGGCGUUCUUCGCCAACAUGAGCUCCAUGAUGAUCAGCCCGCUGCAGAAAGAGGACAACGGAGAGUACCGGUGUCAGCUCACCAACCCCAUCGACAAAGCCGAAGCCUUCUACAAGAUGGUGGUCAACUUCGGUCCUGAAAAAGCGGAGGUGAAAGGUAAAAAGGCCGUUGAGGUGAACAACAAGGUGGACCUCACCUGCUUUGCUGACUCCAUCCCCCGUGCCAACUUCACCUGGAAGUUUAACGGCACAGAUACCGGUGUCAAAACGAACUAUUUUAUGAUCGAGAUGGCUACUGCCAAGGACAUCGGAAUGUACACAUGCGAGGCGAACAACGCCGUCACUGGCAUGACCGCCACGUACACCCACAGCCUGAACGUCAAAGAAAAAGGAACGUUGCAGGAAGAUCACGAAGGUCUCUCAGACGGAGCCAUCGCUGGAAUCGUCAUCGGCGUCCUCGUCGCCCUUGCCGUCGGCAUCGGCCUGAUCGUGUACUGCAGGCAGAAAGUACCCUUUUAUUUCUCGCCUGUCAGUCUCCGGCCUUCGGCGUCCUACAACGUUAGGGUCGAGUCACCGUACUGAAGAAGUCCCCCCGCACACUGCUGGAGAAGCCGGCCCGAACCAAUCCGACCGUUUUGUUUCCCACGAUCCAUCUGUGCAGCCCGCGGAGGAGGAGCGUGCGGUCGGAUCCGGCUCGGUUUUCCGGUGAAGCCCUCGCCAAAACCAGAUUUCCCCAUCAUCCCUCCCUCUCGCUCUAUCUCGCCGACGAGGGCAGAGGAAACAUCGGUCGAACCCAAACGAUGGAUCCUAUCAGAGUUUGGAUUAUUACCUGGAAUCUUCACUUGUCUUCUUCUAAUCUAAGGGUUCUUUUUUUUUUGGAGCUUUUUUCCACUUUCUCCUUGGCCAUAAAUUCGUCCGCCAUCACUGGAUCGUCACCUGCCCUUCUCUUCUUCUCUUACGACCUGGUGUUAACAAACGUCAUCCUUCACCUUUUUUUGUCUCGCUCGCCGCUUCCUUUAGGAAACCAAAAACGCAGAGCAGCCCCGCGCCAGAGACGUUUCCUGCACUGAAGCUGAUGGACUGACGGUUACGAUGACUGACUCUCUUUAUCCUGCUGGAAACCUGAGGAGGACACACACACACACACACACACACACACACACACACAGAGGCCACACACGAAGACAUUCAGGAUUCUGUUGUUUAAAAAAAAUAUAGUAUCUGAAAAAAUAGGUUUCUUUUGUGGUUUGAUUUAUCUCACUCUUUGUGCCGGUUGGGUGGAGUUUGCCGGGUGUGUGUGUGUGUGUGUGUGUGGGGCGGGGUGGGGACGCUUCAAGUGCAGCGAAGGAUUUCAAAUUAAAAAGUUCCAGAUGCUCCUUUGUACUCUCGAAGGCGCCAUCGACGGACAGUUUGAUUCCAAUAACAGAUACCUCAGUUUGUCUGGCGCUCGCCACUUUGAGAAGUCUUUUUCGAACACACCUGUCGAACCCC